AUGGAAUCUGCAGAGAAGAAGUACGACUUUGUUAUCGUUGGAGGUGGCCCAGCCGGCUGCGCUCUAGCUGCCGGUCUCGCGAAAUCAGCUCAGAGGCCCCUAGUCCUCCUCCUCGAAGCUGGCGGCCGCAAUGACGACCGACGCCUACGCGUCGACGGAAAGCGCUGGACAACAUUCAUGGAAGAGCAAGACCUAAACUGGGGCUAUAAGACCACACCCCAAGAACACUGCAAUGGUCGCGAACUUGACUACUCCCGCGGCAAGGGGCUUGGAGGCGGAUCUGCGAUCAACUUCGGAGUGUUCGCCGUCGGUGCAAAGGACGAUUACGACGAAUGGGCUGCCGGAGUUGACGAUGAGACCUUCGGCUGGAAGCAGAUGCAGAGGCGCUUUAAGAGCCUUGAGACUUUUAAUGGUAGCAUUGUUCGUCCUGAGCAUCAGAAAUAUGCUACUACUGAAGCGGCGGAUCAUGGUCGAACUGGUGGGUUGCGCAUUGGAUAUGCGCAGAAUUGGGAGAAAGAUUUGUCUACCGUUCUUGAUGCUUUUGAAGAAGCUGGAUUUAAGCGCAAUGCCGAUCAUAACUCCGGUAACCCGCUUGGUAUGGCGCUUACUAUCAACUCUGCUGGGCAGGGCAAACGCACUACUGCCGUGGAUUUGCUUGUUGAUGCGCCUGACAAUCUGACAAUUGUUACGGACAGCCCUGUACAGCGGGUGAUUUUGAACGGAAAGAGAGCUGUUGGUGUUGAUACCGGCAACCAGAAGUACUUCGCAUCCAAGGAUGUAAUCCUCUCCGCCGGAUCCCUUGACACCCCCAAAAUCCUAAUGCACUCCGGAAUCGGUCCAGCAACAGACCUAACCAAAUACAACAUCCCAGUGGUGCAAGACCAGCCGGCCCUAGGCAAAAACCUGGGAGACCACUACUUCGUACCCCUCAUCCUAGCCCGCAAACCAGAAACAACAGACCGAAACACUUUCUUCAAAGACAAAUCGGCAAUGGAAAGAGCCAUGAAACAAUGGGAAGAAACAAACACAGGUGAAUGGACACGCUACGGCUGCCAACUAGGAGCGGGCUGGUUCAAAUCGGACAAGAUAACCAGUUCGCCGGAAUUCAAAGCUCUACCAAAAGACGUGCAGGAGUUCAUGAACCGCGACACAAUCCCCCACUAUGAAAUGCUCACUCAUAUCCCCAUGCACUUCUUUGCGCCGGACUUGUUCAAGCAUGAUUAUAGCUACGUUGGCCUAGCGGCAUUUAUGAUGAACGAACAAUCGCGCGGCGAGGUAACGCUCAAUUCAUCUGACCCGAACGUUCCACUACUAUUCAACCCGCGCUUCUUGGAGGACCCCUUUGACAGACGCGCGUGCAUUGAGAUGUAUCGGCAUUUGUUGGAAGUAUCGCGGGCGCCGACGUUCGCGAAGGACACGGUUUCGACGUUGAUAGGCCCGGCGUCGGAGUCUGACGAGGAUAUUUUGGCGUUCUGGAAGGAUUCCUUGUCUUCUUCUUGGCAUAUGACUGGGACAGCUAAGAUGGGGAAGGUUGGGGAUAAGGAGGCUGUUGUUGAUCGCAGCUUUAAGGUUAUUGGGUUGCAGGGAUUGCGUGUUGCUGAUAUGAGUGUUGUGCCUGUUUUGACCAAUAAUCAUACGCAGGCUACGGCUUACGUUACUGGCGCUACUGCUGCUGAUGUUUUGGUUCGGGAGUAUGGGCUUGAUCAGCGGGUUGCAGCGAAAUUGUAG
This is a messenger RNA of Penicillium antarcticum, 1728 nucleotides long. RefSeq names its product GMC family oxidoreductase. The transcript is spliced from 3 exons. Gene Ontology annotation, molecular function: flavin adenine dinucleotide binding; oxidoreductase activity, acting on CH-OH group of donors. The record is from RefSeq and is a predicted model, not a curated record. Bases 1 to 1728 code for a protein of 575 amino acids. Lineage: Eukaryota; Fungi; Ascomycota; Eurotiomycetes; Eurotiales; Aspergillaceae.